GUGCUUUCCACCACUGCAUCCGAUUAUUUUUAUUGCACUUGGUGAUGUAAGGCUUGGAUGCAGCUGAUUGCCCAUGAAAACCCAUUCCAUGAAGCUCUCUACGCACUGUUGUUGUGCUAAUCUGAUCUGAAAGCCACACGAAGUUUGCAGGUCUUUAGCUAUUGACUGUGCAGACAGUUGGUGACUUCUGCACACUGUGCUCUUCAGCAUGUGCUGACCCCGAUCUGUCAUUUUAUGUGGCUUAUUUAUUUGUGGCUAAUUGCUGUUGUUCCCAGUUGCUUCCAUUUUGUUAUAAUACCACUAACAGUUGGCUGUGGAAUAUUUAUUAGCAAGGAAAUUUCACGGAUGGACUUAUUGCACAGGUGGCAACCUAUCACAAGUACCACGCUUGAAUUCACAGAGCUCCUAAAAGCGACCCAUUCUUUCACAAAUGGUUUGUAGAAGCAGUCUGCAUGCCUAGGUGCUUGAUAUUUUACACCUGUGG
Staurois parvus is the source of this 484-nucleotide messenger RNA. NCBI's taxonomy places the organism in Eukaryota, Metazoa, Chordata, Amphibia, Anura, Ranidae. The record is from the annotation of a GenBank genome assembly.